AUGGCAAUAUCCCUUGAAGCCCUCAACUCAUAUUUACCGAUGUUUUUUGUAGCUACUUUCUGCUCUCUUGUUGUUAUCUAUCUUCACUUGAAAAACACUAAGAAGCACCCUAGUUAUCCCACAAACUGGCCUUUUCUUGGUAUGAUGCCUGGCCUUAUAUCCAAUGCUCAUCGCAUGCAUGAGUAUGUAACCGAGGUUCUUCGUGAAUCAGGAGGCACUUUUGUUCUGAAAAAGCAUUCCUUUUCUGGUUCAGAUGACAUACUAACUUGCUAUGAUCCACAUUGCCUUUCUAUCGACUCAAUGUGUCCUAAAGCUGGAGAAGCAUUUGAUGUUAAGGCUGAAAGAGCAUUUGAUAUUACUGAAACAGGGGCCUUUUAUAGACAUAUUCUGCCCAUAAGCUAUUGGAAGUUAAGUAGAUGGUUGCACAUAGGCUUAGAGAAGAAGAUGAAGAUAGCUUCAGACGAACUCAACAGUCUCGUGGCACACUGCAUUGCAUUGAAACGCGAGGAACUGAGCAAGAGCUCAGCAAGUGAUGAUCUUGUCUCAGAGACACAGAGGAUGAUUUUGACUUGUUAA
This is a messenger RNA of Daucus carota subsp. sativus, 576 nucleotides long. RefSeq names its product alkane hydroxylase MAH1-like. Lineage: Eukaryota; Viridiplantae; Streptophyta; Magnoliopsida; Apiales; Apiaceae. Bases 1 to 576 code for a protein of 191 amino acids. Gene Ontology annotation, molecular function: heme binding; oxidoreductase activity, acting on paired donors, with incorporation or reduction of molecular oxygen; iron ion binding. The record is from RefSeq and is a predicted model, not a curated record. The transcript has 2 exons.